Messenger RNA from Perkinsus marinus ATCC 50983, 4305 nucleotides. RefSeq names its product acylamino-acid-releasing enzyme, putative. Gene Ontology annotation, biological process: mitotic sister chromatid separation; proteolysis; meiotic chromosome condensation. Gene Ontology annotation, cellular component: condensin complex; nucleus. NCBI's taxonomy places the organism in Eukaryota, Perkinsozoa, Perkinsida, Perkinsidae. Bases 1 to 4305 code for a protein of 1434 amino acids. Gene Ontology annotation, molecular function: chromatin binding; serine-type peptidase activity. The transcript has 39 exons. The record is from RefSeq and is a predicted model, not a curated record.
AUGCCAUCGGCUAGACGGGGGCCGCCAGGAAGGGCCAAGGAGGCGAAUCCUCUACUUGGAGACCUUCCUAAGGAUUCAGCCAAGGCUUGGGAAAUCGAUAUUGUAGAGUGUUUGGAGAAGCUGAAGGUAGAGCUGUUUGAGGAUGAUGAUGAUGAGGAUGGAGAAAAUGAUAAUCCCCAUCCCAUCAACUUUGCCCAGGCAGCCAUCGGCCUAUACCAUAGUGCUGCUGUAUAUGCUAGGAAGGGUGGGCAAAAGACGAGAAGAUGCAAGGAGGCCCGAAAGAUACGGAAGAAGCUGGGGAUCUUUGAUGAUGGGGAUGGCUGUGAGCUCCUAGACUCUAAGAUUACGCGUGCACCAGAGGGUCAAUUGAAUAUGUUGAAAGCUGGCAAUAAGAUGAAUACUAAUCAUAGCUUUGUCCAUCGUGUACCGCUCUUCUUGGUACCACGAGAAGAGGGAGAUCGGAAGAGGCCUGAGUAUAAGGUUAGCUCCUGUACUGUGAAUCCUUAUAAUAUGGCCGUGCUACUGCCGGACUUAGAAGGGAGAUGUUAUACCAAUCAGGAGGAGUAUCUCAUAUUACAGGAACAUUCUGGGAAUCCUCGUGAUGGAGCAGAAGAUGCAGCCCCUCUACCACCCCCACCAACCCAAGCCGUUAUUGAGGCCCCUGGUAUAUCCCCAGGCGACAGUCAUGAAGAUGAUAAUCUCCCUCAAGAGGGAUACUCAUCUAUCACUGACCAUACAAUGCAGGACGAUGCUUCCUUUGCUGAUCAUGGUCAUGGGUACGAUACCGCUCAGAAUGAUGCGGAUAUGGUCCCAGCUGAUGUCCCUCCUACUGCUGAUACCACUACUCUCAAUGCAACUCUCGAUCUAGCAGCCCAAGGUCACCACAAUGUGGGCAGUGAUAACUCUGUGGCAGUAGUGGAGGAAAUGGAUGAGGAUGACGAUGACGAUGAGGGUCAAUGGACUCUGCUGGAUCCAUAUGUAAACCCUGGCAACAAGCCUCAAAAGAGUAUGAAGAUAGGGAAAUUGGGCAAACCUGUACCGUUGAAGACACAUUCAGUCCUCACCAUAAAGCUGUCUAAUGGACGGAGAGCGGCGAUGAACCUGGAUAUCGCAGAGGAUUCGAUACUGCCUUCUAGUACUGAGAGGCCUGCAUUAGUGUGGCAAACGAUGGGAGAAUAUCCCGAGGCUAGUAGCAUUGAGAACAAGCUUGCACAACAAGUGUCAAAACAGCGUAAGGAGUGUAGGAAGGUUGUGCGACAAUGGAACGAACGAGCGUCGAUUGAAAGGCUAGAAGCACUACAUUUACUCAAGGCUACUCGGGACGUGGUUACCGAGGCAGAGAGAAGAGAGGAAAAGCCCCCACCCAGGAUAGAUGAGGGAGGGGAAUCAUCAGAUUCCGACGAUGAUAACAACAAUGAAGUCAGCCACAUUGAUCGGCGGAGUGUGGUAUCAGCCCGAUCGCCUGGUCUAAGCCCAGCACCCCAUGGAGGGGAUCCUUCUAGACUAUCUCUGGGAAGCAUUGAUGCUAAUAAUGUCAGUACUGAGUAUUCAGCGAUGUUACCUGUUAGGAGAGGGGGUGAUACAGGGACAACAGCUGCUAGAGCAGCUGCUGAUAUUGCUAAGGAAGCUCAGUUUCGAGAUCUGUUACGACAACAGGAAGAAUAUGCUAGCAUAAUCCAAAAGUAUUUAUUGAAGGAGUUCCAGGCGGGGAAUGAUACAGCUGAUGGUGGUGGUGGUGGACCAAACUCUCCUGGCGAAGCUCGUACGGGAGUCGAUCUGCUCAAUCGUGACUUGGAACGGAAUGCUCAGAACAUCUACGCUAAAGUCCGUAAAUGGCAGGAUCAGGUAGAACCCCUCCUUGAGGAACAAGAUAAUAGGCCACCUUUCACGUUGGAGUCCUAUACCAAGGAUGUUAUAGAAAAGGUGAAGACAUCUAAUGAGAGAAUUGCAGAGGGCCACGGUAUGUCGAGAUCACAGGGGCACAAUAAUGAUGAGAAUGCUCAAAUCCUCGAUGCCGAGGAUGAUGAUGAUGAUGAUGAUGACAGUCCACUUCCAUCUGCAACUCUAGAUGAUAUCCUGCAGGGUGAGCCUGCCUGGAAUGUUGGAAGAUUAUUCCUAUCAGCACUGAUCCUCACCAACAAUGGUAACAUGGACAUAUUCGAUAAGUCUGGGACGAGUCCCGACUCUCCCGAUGCACAUGAAGAUGAUGAUGCUGAGCAAGGGGCUGCCAAUUCAAGUCAAUUGAGCGAGGAGGCUCGGGGACUAAAGAAGAGGAAGAAAGAUAGAAAGAAAUACGGUAUUCGUUUGUUGGAUGCCGAUAAGUGUGUUAACUAUGAUGUUGAGGAGCCUGAUGAUGUCGAUAAUGCUGGAGGAGGUCACCCUAACGAGAUCGAUAAGGGUUCUAUUAUAAAGCAGAAGUGGAAGGAGGAUGGCCCUGCUGAGUAUUGGGAAAUCAACAAUGUUAGACAAGUAAAGCAAGGCAGACAAGCAGCACAUGUUUCGCUCGAGUAUACUAACCUAACCUCUAACAAGCCAGAGAGAUGGAAGGGCAGUACUACAGCUAAGUUUAAUGUUGUGAAGAUUGAGAAGCAAGCCUGCCAGAUCCUUUACUGGGAUAAUGAUGAGAAGGUAUUCUUCGUCCAAGAUGAUCAGUUCAAUCAACAAGAGCUCCCUCAAAGAUACGUCAAGGAGGCAAGCAAACUCUUAAAGAAUGGUGAUCAAGUUACACUGUGGCUCGAUGACGAUGAGAUCGUCAAGAGUUUUUCUCCGACAGCCAAGGUAGAGAAGAAAGCAGCUGGGAUAGUGAAGAGCAUCCUGUCCAAUCUCGAAGAAUUCGAGCCUCGGAAAUUCUGCCGUCAUAUCGUGUUUCGUGAGGAUUAUGGAAAAGACGAUACUCUAGUGUUGCCGGAUAUCCCUGUGGAUGAACGAGUGAAGGCUCGGGCUUUCGGUAGUGAUGGCUGUUCCUGUGAAGCACGAAUUGUAGCUGGUGCUGAAUCUAAGGAGCCUGCUAAUGGGACCAGUGGUAGCAGCUUGUUUUUGGAAGUGUAUGACAAUAGCCAGCAGCAGUUGGUUAGGAGGCGACUACCAGAUGAUAUUGUAGAGGUUCGCAAUGGUGGUCCCUUUGGUGAGCUUAUUGUAUAUGGUACCUCAUAUGUUCUCAUUCCUGGGGAACGUCGUCCUCCCAAGUAUCCAAAGACUUGGUGGAGCACCAAGGAAUCAUCCCUUAACGAAGUUGAUGGGGAUGCAGGCAACGUUGACAAGAAUGCUCCUCAGCUUACGCCCCUAUCGCGAUUUCGAUAUAAGCCAAACUUUGGAGAGAAGUUGACUAAUAUCAAAGAGCCCUGCAUCUACAUAUACUCAAUUGAAGAUGACGAGUUCAUUGACAUCAACCAUCAGCUUGGAUCCCAGUUUAUGGGGGAUAAGACCCUUGGGUAUGCUACCUUCAGUAGAAAAGGUGAGCGAGUGGUCUUUGUCGGGGCUCGAAAUCGCUUCACAACUCACAUCACUGCUAUGGAGUUAUAUGUGCUUGAUCCCAAUAGUUUGGCUUUCCACGAGGUGCCAAUAAUGGGAGAUGAUACCUGGAAAGGCCUAUUCCUGCAUCUACACGAGGAAAGUCGGUCACUCAUACGUUGGAUACCUAACGCUGAAAAUAAGCAAGUUGUAUUGACAACUCAAAGCCAAGGUGCAUACAGGACUUUCGUGAUCGAUGUUGAUUCAGGAAGGAUAUUGAGGAGCAUUUGGCCUGGUAGAGAUGGUCAGUUAGCCGAUGGUCUAUCAGGCUCCUGUACCCUUCUAGACGUUGGGGCUUCUGAGGGCAAGGGUAGCCGUGCUCUGGUCAUGACUCAAAGCUUGGUCGAUCGUCCAUGUAUAUCAUCCGUGAGUAUUGCCGAUCCAGAAUCGGACUGUAUCGAGGUCAUGGCAUCACCUCGAGUGUCAUGGAAUGGUGGAUCACCCCCCACCAUCUCACUCGUGCAAGGGGAGUCCUGCACUGGCCUAUUGGUAACCCCUGCUGUAUGGAAUGAGCAGUUAGUCGCCAGAUUGCACGGCGGCCCUCAUAGUUUUAGUGCUAAUGCAUUCGUUGGAGAGGUGGCUUAUCUGCUGCAGGCAGGCUUUGCUGUUGUAUUGCCCAACUAUAGAGGAUCUACAUCAUUCGGAUUGGACUUCCUCAAUGCUCUUCCUGGCCAUGCUGGUACUAUGGAUGUUGCUGAUUGUGACGACAUAGUCGUGCAUGCUAUACAAGACCUCGAGAAGAGCACAGGUGAGGACAAUCGGUCUCCGCCAAGUCGUUCAUGCCGCGGUAGGUAA